AUGAGCUUCGAAGUACAUGAGUCUCUCAUUCAGUUCUUGUUCGAUGCAUAUUACAAGGAGCCCACCGAAGGCUAUCAGAGGGUCACUCUCGCGCAGCUAGCGCUCUGUGACCGGGAGGCGCUGCCGGCACUACUUCCCGGGACGACCGAUGUGCGGCCGAAAAAGCGAACACCUUACAUGCCUGCCGCAUUGAAGGGUGGGGUUCCGGUCGAUGCCGAAGGGGCCGCAUUGUGCUGGAACUACAAUCUUGGCAAGUGUCCCGUAGGUGAGGCGCCGAGUGUGGCCGGCUUUGGUGGCCUCGAUUUUCCGGGGGUCACUCUGUGUGAUCACCCUGCCGAACUCUUCUCUCGUCAGCUGCUUCGGGAGAGGAGUAUCCGCUCUAACCACGUGUGGACUUCUAUCGUCAUUUUUGGUGAUGUGCGGGCUCCCCGUGGCAAUAUCUUCGUCGUCCAGCCUGAAGGCCCCGAGGUGGCGUUCGAUGCAGGUCGGCGGGUCGUGUUGGUGGCCUUCUGCAUAGACCCCGCGCAGCAGCUGAAAGAUGACCAACGUCAUGAGCUCUGCUUGCUAGGUUUUAGGACCUUAGCUUUACAUCAUGCCCCUGUGAAGGCUUGGAAGGUGCCCUGCUUGAAGUGGGACGUACAACAGUUCCCUGACGUCGAGUUUUGUUUGCAACGACUCCGGGAGGGUGCCGUGUCCUUCCUCUUCGUGGUACCUCCUGGUGGCUCGCAGUCCCCCUCCGCCCCCUUGAAUCAAGCGGUCUUGAAUUUUCUCGUGCUUUUACUCGCGACUCUUGCCGAAACGUGCACUCCUUUCUGCUUGUGCCUACCUCGUGCCUCGGUCUUCUGGAAACCUGUGUUUGCUCAGACUGUCAGCUUGAAGCAUUUCUUGACUGACGUCGACUUGUGUCAAUACGGGUGUGACCGUAGGCGCGCUACGCGCCUCUUGCACAAUGUGCCUGCUCUCUGCGAUUUGGCCAGGCACUGCGAUGGGUCUCAUGUGCAUGCUCCUUGGUCUGCCAAGGCUCCUGACUCUCAUCAGCAACGUCACCUGCCGGCCACCUUCUGCGACCAUGUCGUACAAGCCUGUUUGCCGCUGUUGUCUUCGUCCAUGCUGCCCUCGCCACUCCGACCUGCCUCUGCGGCGUUGCAAGGGUCCACCAAACUUCAUGCUGUGCCUGCUGUUGUGCCCGAGUACAAGCAGGUCGUGAGGCUGCGAGUUUCUCCCGAUGUUCCCCUCCCCGAUGAAGUGCCUGCGGGCGGCUGCCCGUCCCUUCCUGGGGUGCCUGCUGGAGCUGUGCGGUUGACUGGUGGUCGCUUGAACCAG
Symbiodinium necroappetens is the source of this 1323-nucleotide messenger RNA. Lineage: Eukaryota; Dinophyceae; Suessiales; Symbiodiniaceae. The record is from the annotation of a GenBank genome assembly.